GAGAGUUACGAUCUGGAUUGAACGGAUAGGCAAUAAUCGACGACGGAGAUUUUUUUUCUUUUUCUGAAUAUUAUGUUGGUAAUCGACGACGGUGAUUUUUUUUUCUUUUUCUGAAAAGGCGAUGAUGCUUCUUCUUCUUCUUCCUCGAAUCGAAAAUCACGGAUCACGGCGAUCUGUAGACAUUCCAUGGACACAGAGAGAGAGAGAGAGAGAGAGAGAGAGAGAGAGAGAGAGAGAGAGAGAGAGAGAGAGAGAGAGAGAGAGAGAGAGAGAGAUUACAGAAAACGCGAACGAAGAUGUGUCUCUGUCUUGCUCUGUUUUUCUUAAUUUUAUUGUUUCCUUAAGUUUAUCUUUUUCAAUUGAAAAUCAUCCUCCGCCGUUCUCUUAGCCACGAGCACCGUUUUGUUUUUCAUUUCGUGGAAAUCUAAACUCAGUCGUUUUCUUCCCAUCCCUCUUCACCAGUCACGGAAAUAAAUCGAUCAGAGCUACUAAUGGCAACCAGAGGACGAAAUCAACCUGUGAUGCAACCAUGACCUUUUCUUCAGUGACGUUGUUGCUGGCUUGGCUGGAGCUUCUUCUUAUUAAUAAAGAACUUAUAGUUUCUCCACCAGAGUUCUUGGAACACAACAGGUUGAUGCACAUAUUUACCGGUGGAGAUGGGAUACCAAGAUUGUGAUUUCAGAUGUUGAUGGAACUAUUACUAAAUCUGAUGUGUUAGGUCAGUUCAUGCCUUUGGUUGGAAGGGCCUGGACACAGUCUGGUGUGGCCAGGCUUUUUUCAGCUAUAAAGGAGAGUGGAUAUCAGCUGCUGUUUCUGAGCGCUCCUGCCAUUGUUCAGGCAUAUCUAACAAGAAGUUUCUUAAAUAAUCUAAAGCAGGACAGAAAAGCUCUACCGAACGGUCCUGUAGUCAUUUCACCAGACGGGUUGUUCCCAGCAUUGUACCGUAAAGUGAUAAGAAGAGCACCUCAUGAAUUCAAGAUCGCAUGUUUGGAGGAUAUCAAGAAGCUUUUCCCAGAGCACUAUAACCCGUUCUACGCUGGAUAUGGAAACAGAGACACUGAUGAGCUGAGUUACAGCAAAGUCGGAAUCCCCAAGGGAAAGAUAUUCAUAAUCAACCCAAAGGGAGAGGUAGCAACAGGACAUCGAGUAGAUGUCAAGAAGUCUUAAACAUCACUUCAUUACUCAUUUUAAUUGAUAGUUGUGAACUCCAUCUGACUAAAAAAAUUGGUUUAGGGUGGCUCAAAACCAAGAGGUUUCUGCUAUGGUCAAUGCAUCUGAGGUGACAGGUCAAGAUGCUAACCAUUCGUGAGAUCUUGCCUUAUUGAGAAGGAAAUGAAAUUAACAAAAACUAAUACGUAUGUGUUUACUUUUUAUUAAUAUAUAUGCAAAUCACAG
Brassica napus (rape) is the source of this 1395-nucleotide messenger RNA. Its product is annotated as phosphatidate phosphatase PAH1-like. The transcript is spliced from 8 exons. The record is from RefSeq and is a predicted model, not a curated record. NCBI's taxonomy places the organism in Eukaryota, Viridiplantae, Streptophyta, Magnoliopsida, Brassicales, Brassicaceae. Gene Ontology annotation, molecular function: phosphatidate phosphatase activity. Bases 727 to 1167 code for a protein of 146 amino acids.